CCCCGGUCAGGAGUGGCCUGAUAUAAGCCGGAGCGGUGAGGUUUCAGAUUUCGCAACGCAGCCUACGACCCCGACCGCCGAGUAUCUGAGCUGCGCUCGUAGACCGUGGCGGUGGGCAACACAACAGCGAGGCACGGUGGGCGUGUAGUACGUCGCGUGCGGCGAAAGGCGGGAAGAACAUCGCAGUCUUGUCACAGAGACGCUACACGUCGUCUCGUCAUUGGGCAUUGGCACCAAACCAUGGGGAAAGUCAAAAUUUUGUUGGUGCUUGCUCUGGUGGAAGCCUUGUGCCAGGUGAGCUCAGGCAUCGACGCCUGGGUAAAGCUGAACACGGUGCCCGCCUCCUUCGAGAUCAAGACAGGACAUCGUCCCGGCGAGAGCGACGACGUCGUAGCGUGGGGAUCGUUCCAGAACGCCAUCAACGAAACCGGGUUCGGCUUCCUUGAAAUCUACACGAACGAGAAGUUACCGGACGAGUACCAAGCCUACGCGGCGGGAUUUCUGGAAGGCUACCUCACCAAAGACCUUAUCCGCAUGCACUUCGAUAACCAAUGGGCUGAUUACUGCGUGAACGAGACAGCGUACUGCAAGAAGCUGUACCACUUUUUCAGCGAGAACGUGCGCCACAUGAACGAACAGGCAGCCCAGUACCGAUCUUCAAGCGCCUACUGGCAUCAGGUCGACCUGAUUCUCAAUCAGAUGGCAGGGCUGGACGACGCCCGGAAAGGAUUCACUGAGUACUUCCCGAGCUGGUCGUACGUGAACGCCACCGACUUGCUGUUCCUGAACGCAGACGGUGAUUUGGAAGACCUGGAGGGCGCCCUGAAACGCCGCGUGGGCCGCAAGGUGCUGGGCUCCGGCUCCUGCUCUGCGCUGGUCAAGGUGUUGCCCGACAACAGGGACCUCUACUUCUCUCAGGUCACGUGGUCCACCUACGCCAGCAUGCUCAGAAUACUCAAGAAGUACUCGCUGCGCUUCCACAAGACCUUUCAAUCGAAUGAGCUCAUCCCCGGCCACACACUCACAUUCUCCUCCGCACCCGGAAGAAUAUUCUCCGGCGAUGACUUCUACCUCAUUUCCUCCGGGCUGGCGACCAUGGAAACAACUAUCGGCAAUGGCAAUCCCGACCUGUACCAGUACAUCACACCUCAGACAAACUUGGAGUUCGUGCGAAACAUUGUCGCCAACCGACUGGCGACCACAGGCAAGGAAUGGAGCGAACUGUUUGCGGAGCACAACAGUGGCACCUACAACAACCAGUGGAUGGUGGUGGACUACAAGAAGUUCAAGCCGGGACAGCCUCUGCCUGAUGGUCUUCUCUACGUACUGGAGCAACUACCCCACUACAUCAACAUCACGGAUGCCACGCACGUCCUUCGGAACCAGUCGUAUUGGCCCAGCUACAAUGUACCUGCGUCGGAGUUCAUCUUCAACAUGAGCGGCUCGCAGAAGCAGGUGGAAAAGUUUGGCGACUGGUUCACCUAUGACAGGACUCCACGGGCGCUCAUUUUCAAGCGAGACCACGGCAAGGUUCAAGAUAUGGACUCCAUGAUCAAGCUCAUGAGGUACAACGACUACCAAAACGACCCGCUGUCGCGUUGCAACUGUACGCCUCCGUACAGCGCCGAGAACGCCAUCUCGGCCCGGAGCGACCUGAACCCUCCCGACGGCAAGUAUCCCUUCGGGGCACUUGGACACCGAGGUCACGGUUCCACGGACAUGAAGCUGACCAACUCGAGCCUUUUCACGAAUCUGGAGUUCACGGCUGUUGGUGGCCCCACCUGGGACCAAGUACCUCCUUUCCAAUGGAGCACGUCUGGACUCAAGGACCGACAUGAGGGACAACCGGACCUUUGGAAAUUCACACCUUUCACUCACCAGUGGCGCUCUGCAAGCGAGUACAACUGAACAUUCAGUCAACUAACGCACAUGGACUAAAUAAAGAUGAAAUGUCCUAGGGACCUAAA
Dermacentor silvarum is the source of this 1967-nucleotide messenger RNA. Its product is annotated as putative phospholipase B-like 2. The record is from RefSeq and is a predicted model, not a curated record. The transcript has 12 exons. Gene Ontology annotation, biological process: phospholipid catabolic process. Gene Ontology annotation, molecular function: glycerophospholipase activity. Gene Ontology annotation, cellular component: extracellular region. The coding region runs from base 241 to 1908 and encodes 555 amino acids. Lineage: Eukaryota; Metazoa; Arthropoda; Arachnida; Ixodida; Ixodidae.